UGUGUUUUCGUUCUCGCAUGAUCACAACCGUAUGUAUUAGUCUGGAGGCGUGGGCAGACUAAGUGGGCCUAAUCCAUACCGAUUGAAAGGAGUCUUGUCUAUUCACCAACGAUCUCAACAACUAGCCGGAAUAAGAUGCUGUUUCUCUUUAAAGCUAAUUUAUCCUGCGCCGGUGCCGGGCCGAGGGCACACAUCCAGACUCAAUCUGACGCACAGGUCGCGCUCAUACUUGAUAGGUUAGAGUCGACGCUUCCGGGUAAUCACAGUCUUGGGGCGGGUUCUGUUUGCUGUGUUUACCUCUUGUCCAGGCCAUUAUUCCGACACAACACGGCAUAAUGACAGCUACAAUCCUCUCUUCUCUGGUCCUCUUCACUGUUCUCUCCGCGGGGCAAACAAGGGUAGUGGUGGACUCUCUGCUGCCCAGAGAAGAUAAAGAUGGUUUAAUGUUGGCAGAGGGUGUGUGUGAGGACUGCACCAAGAUCACACAGCUGCUAUUGGCUACGGGUUCUCAUGACAUCAUACAGCUUGAGCUGCUGACGAAGGCUCUGUAUGGAGUAUGCAUGCAGCUACCUAAAGGAGAGGCCUUGACUCGUUGCUAUCUGAUGCUAGGCAAACACCUGCCCUCAAUAAUGGAGCAGCAGACUGCCAUGUGUCCUCUGCUGGGAUUGUGUCCUCUCCAAUCAUUGCAAGAGAACCCAAAGCAUCUGACCAAUGACAUUGCUGAGAUCAGCACAACACACGUCUCUGUGGGAGGGACUAAGCCGAACACACAGGGCGGUCCUGUCUGUGCUUUGUGUGUGUACCUCCUCCAGAAGAUGGAGGACAUGCUGCCCAAAGAAAGAACUGAGGACCAGAUCGUGGAACUCAUGGGGAAGGUGUGUGGCAUGCUGCCGGACAAAUACAGCAAGCAGUGCGAUGACUUCCUGCAGAAGCAUGGCAAGCAAGUGAUCGACUUCCUGUUGUCCGAUGCUGCGCCCCACACCAUCUGCGUGCUGUUGCACCUGUGCCUGUUAGACGAUACGCCAUCUAGAGAGUACUCCCUGGCCUCAGACUGCACCUCCUGUCUCACACUCUCGGCCUUAACACGGUUCCACCUCGGACGGAACGCCACGGAGACGCAGGUCGCCUCCCUACUGCAAAGUGUCUGCCAGAGGCACCCCAACUCCGUUCCUCAGUGUGAGCUCUUUACCCAGCUCUAUGGGCCAAGACUCCUGAGCAUUUUGGGGAAACAAGAUGGUGGCCGGGACACUUGUGAGAAAGAGGACUUCUGCCGAGGCCAGUGGAGGGAAAGUGUUCACUAGAACCUUUACUCGUCUCUUUCUGAAUUUGAAGAACCACACUUGCCGCUUCCACCAAUCACCCAUCAUAAUCACGCACUCAGAGCGACACCACACGCUUGUUUCUCACUGGCCACCACUUCAACAGCAAGAGGACAACAGAAUCUGGAAUUUUCACAACUCUGUUACAACACUGUUACAAAUGCUCACUCCUGUCUAUAAACAAGCAUUCCUUCUUGA
Molecule: messenger RNA, 1517 nt
Organism: Clupea harengus (Atlantic herring)
Lineage: Eukaryota; Metazoa; Chordata; Actinopteri; Clupeiformes; Clupeidae
Gene: sftpbb
Product: surfactant protein Bb
Biological process (GO): sphingolipid metabolic process
Cellular component (GO): lysosome
Source: RefSeq, a predicted model, not a curated record